AUGGCAAAAAUAACGCUCUCCAUUUCGGUUCAAUUGCAGGCAUUACUAUACAUAGCAGCGUUGGCCAUCAUUUUACCGAGCCUGUCUGUAACUACGGCUAGUGACUUAGAGAGUUUUGCUGCCACCGAAGCACUUGCACAUCAUCAUCAUGACGAUUUAGUGCACCAUCACCCCGAAGCGUUGCUGCACAGCCUCGCCGCCACCGAUCACUCGUUGCUGCAUCACGAUCUUCAUCACCACGAUCUUCACCAUGACCUUCAUCACGAUGUGCAUCAUCACGACGUGCACCAUGUGCAUCACGAUGUGCACCAUGAUCAUGUGGUGGUAAGUGCUGCCCCACAACCGACCGGAUUCUGGAAGAAGAAGCUCGUCUGGAAGCCGCGCUGGGUCAAGAGCUGGCAGGAGAAGAAGGUGUACGUAGGCGUCUGGAAGCGUGUCUGGGGACCUGUGCAGGUGAACGAAUGGGUUCCGAUUCCGAAACCGCCACCAGGCUGGACCAAACACCACUAAAAACGUGUCUGAAGUGGAGGGAGUUCGGCCUUUCUACCUUACUUAGCCAUUACAAUGUGUUAGCGAUAAGCCCUUCGGUGAAGUUUAAAUUUACGCGAAUAGGAAUAUUAUUUCCGAAAUAUUCCUCCCGGCCUGCUUGUAAUGAGCAUGUUCAUGUUGUAAAAAUUAAAUAAAAUUACUUUAGUAUGU
Anopheles nili is the source of this 699-nucleotide messenger RNA. RefSeq lists its product as uncharacterized. Bases 1 to 510 code for a protein of 169 amino acids. NCBI's taxonomy places the organism in Eukaryota, Metazoa, Arthropoda, Insecta, Diptera, Culicidae. The record is from RefSeq and is a predicted model, not a curated record. The transcript is spliced from 3 exons.